Messenger RNA from Gambusia affinis (western mosquitofish), 1552 nucleotides. It is a transcript of the gene dub, whose product is annotated as duboraya. The coding region runs from base 98 to 1105 and encodes 335 amino acids. The record is from RefSeq and is a predicted model, not a curated record. NCBI's taxonomy places the organism in Eukaryota, Metazoa, Chordata, Actinopteri, Cyprinodontiformes, Poeciliidae. The transcript is spliced from 7 exons.
UCCAGACGUAACUCCAACUCUAUAUUUAACCCCAGCCCCUCCCAACUUCGUUCACACAUACUCGACAUAUUGAGGCGGCAGAGAGACGACCAGCAGGAUGGAGAAUGAGGCUCCGCCCCGCCGCUCUGUGGCUGAACUGGCAGGAAGGUUCAAAGGUCAGGCUCCCGACCCGAGCGCCACCUCGGGGAAUCAGGACAAACCUGUGAGGCGGCGGCCGCCUCGGACCCUUCAGCUGCCGAACCCGAACGCAGAGCAGAACCAGCCCCCAUCAGGCGUCUCGUCUCCACCCAAAGCCAAGAGGAACUCAGCUCUGAUUGAGAAGCUCCAGGCCAACCUGACGCUGGGCUCGCCCACCGCCGCGCCGUUGAAGAGCCCCGGACUGAGGACGCUUCCUGCUGGCUUCACCCCGCCCUCCCCGGGCUCCGGCCCCCCGGUUUCCAUGGUAACCCCCACCAGCCCCGCCCCCACAGAAAGCCCCACCUCCUUUGAGGCUCCGCCCUCGGCCGCAGAGGGAAGCAUCCUGCCUAGCAUCAACAAGGCCAGACCACGGGGCUCCAUCAAGCGGCGUCCUCCGUCCCGCUGUCACAGGAAGUCCAGCAGCGGGGACGACGCAGGACUGGGACAGGAAGGGGCGGAGACACACCUGGAGACCCAGACUGGUGGUAGUCCGGGGGACGCCACGGAGAAAGGGCAGGGAGCACUUGGAGGAGAGAAAGAGGAGAAGGAGGUGUUCAAAAAAGAGACCGCAUCACCGCCAGAGAUUAAGGAAACCCAUGAAGAAGAAGAGACGAAGAGAAACAGUGUGAGGGAGACAGAGGAAGAGGACGGGACGUCUUCAUCACAGCUGAGGGUAGAGGAGGAGGAGAAAAUGGAGGAAGAGGAGAAAAAUAAAGAAGAGGAGGAGAAAAAAGAGGAGAAAAAAGAGGAGAAAAAUAAAGAGGAGGAGAAAAAUGAGAAGAAAAAAGAGGAGGAAAGUAAAGAGGAGAAAAACGAAGAAGAGGAGAAAAAGGAUGAGGGAAAGGAGGAAAAAGAGGAAGAACAAAAAGAAUUGACUGAUGGAAGAAGGAAAGAGGAAGAAAUGGAAAUGGAGAAUUCUUCCCGAUGAGGAAUCAGAAGUUUGGCCGCGUCGGAGCGAGGUACCUGUCGAGCCCCUGGAAUGCAGAGCGGGAAACCCUGCAACAGAAACACUUUAGGGAAAAUGGCCGCCGAUGCUGGGUAGAGAAAUGUCUGAAAACUCUUGAGCUACCGUUUGAAACUCAGAUAGGAAACUCUUUCUGAAGCUUUAGUGAAGCUCCAAAAGCAGUUUUUUACUAAUACAAGCUUUUCCACACUGCGGCGCCGCAUUUCCUAAUUUUUUUAAGAACAAUGUGUGAAUUUUGUGGGGGGUUUUGUAAUGGUUUAUUGCUGUUUGGUGUCUUUGAAAUUUUGAUGUUAAUUUCUAGAGUGUACAGAAUCAAAAUCUAAGUUUUACCAAUGUUCAGAGCUGUGAGAAAAAACACAUAAUGCCUUAUUCUGAGGUAAUUAAUAAAAAACAACUUUUUACAAAUAUAAA